UGGAGGUGUAGACAGGAGGACCAGGAGCUGCCUCCAAAACAAAACAAAACAAAAAAUCGUGUUCAGAAGCCAGUUGACAAAUAACUGCGUGUCUCGGUCCCACCUCUUUCCUUUGCUCAUCUUGGGCCUAUGUUGUGCUUUUCAUGCUUUUCCUAAAGGUCUUGUCCUGGAAGGCACAGCUGACAGCAUUUACCCAAUCACUCCUUCCCUUCCAGACUCCAUGCUGGGCUCUCUUUCCCUUCUGUGGCUUGUGGCCAUGACCGCCUCCUUGGUUUCUAAAGCUCAGAUCUUGACCCCCCAAGACUAUGAGGAAGAGGAUGAUGAGGCGAUGACCAUACCUUCUCUGGCUGUCCCUUGCGACUAUGACCGUUGCCGCCACCUGCAGGUGUCCUGCAAGGAGCUGCAGAAGGUUGGGCCAGUAGCCUGCAUGUGCCCAGGGCUCUCCAGGGAAGAUCAGCAGCCAGACCCUCCGCGGCUGGGAGAAGUGCAAACUGUGGCUGAGGAAGGCUGCGCGGUGGUCCACUGGUGUGCUCCCUUCUCUCCGGUCAAUCACUACUGGCUUCUGUUUUGGGAAAGCAACGGGGCUCCACAAAGGAGUGGCCCCUUCAAUGCAACAGUUCGAAGAGCAGAGCUGAAGGGACUGAAGUCUGGGGGUGUUUACAUCCUUUGUGUGGUGGCUGCUAAUGACGCUGGUGAGAGCCAUGUUCCUGAAGCAGAUGUUGAGGGUCCUGAGAACUGGGCUGGCUCUUCCUUUGGGCCUUGUCGAAAGCUUAUCAUGCCGCCCAGACCUGUCAUCCUGGUCCAUGCAGCUGUGGGAGUGGGCACGGCUCUGGCUCUGCUGAGCUGUGCCGCCCUGGUUUGGCAUUUCUGCCUUCGUGAGCAGUGGGGUUGCCCCCGACGGCAAGGUACCGCCCAAGCUUCAGAAGCUCUCUGAUAGGAGUCCUACCAACUGGAAACAAGUCUGGUGCAUUCCAGCCACAUCUGGAGAGCCCAACCCACUCCCAGGAGUGUGGGGCCUGCUGCCACCUGGCACCAGCAGCACGGCCAAGUCAGAGCAGAAGCCCAGGCAAUUGGCCUCGGACUGAGCUUGUUUAGUCCCAAAAUAACCGUCACUAUGUUCUCUGGGCUCUAGGAGGAGUAGCAAUUAUUCCUUGGGGGUCAGAUGUAAAUGAUUUAAGCUUUAUGGGCUUGAGGGGGUAAAAUUGCAGACAUUACAUAGGUACUUAUAUAUAGCCAGUUAAAAUCGAGCUGUUUAAAGCCCUGCAUGGUGGGGUCUACAAUUCUAAUCUCCAGCACUGACCCUAAAAUAAAACAAAAGCAAAAACUAACAAAAGUGGGGGGGGGGCGCGGUGAGGGAGAAAGAUGGUUCAGUAGUUAAGAGCACUGGCUACUUUUCCAGAGGACCAGAGUUCUAUUCCCAGCACUCACAUGGCAGCUCACAACUAUCUAUAACUCCGUUUCCAGGGGAUCCAAUGUCUACUUCUGACCUCUGCCAGCAGUCCGCACUCGCAUACAUGCAUAUAUAUACAUGCAGGCAAAACACUCAUACACAUAAAAUAAGAAUAAAUUUAAUAAUGUAAACUGUCCAUAGCUCAUAGGUCUUCAAUGGCAAGGGGCAGGCCAGGUUCAGCCUAUGGGGUGGGGUUUGCCAACACAGGCUAUACAAUCUCACAAGUGCUCUGCAACCGUGUGUGGAUUCCACAUAGAUUCUGAGAAUAAGCUUCUGGAGGGUAGGAGUUGAAGUUGGAGCUAUGCCCUUCUCCUACCUACUUUUGUUUUGUUACUAAGGAUAAGCCUGCUCAGAGUCCAACUGUGUCUGGGGAAACUGAGGAUUAAGGAUCACCAUGAGCUGGAGGAGACAGAGGGCCCAAGCUGCAGUCUACACAAG
Messenger RNA from Peromyscus eremicus (cactus mouse), 1888 nucleotides. It is a transcript of the gene Lrrn4cl, whose product is annotated as LRRN4 C-terminal like. Gene Ontology annotation, molecular function: protein binding. The record is from RefSeq and is a predicted model, not a curated record. The coding region runs from base 221 to 934 and encodes 237 amino acids. NCBI's taxonomy places the organism in Eukaryota, Metazoa, Chordata, Mammalia, Rodentia, Cricetidae. The transcript has a single exon.